Messenger RNA from Cannabis sativa, 2067 nucleotides. RefSeq names its product small RNA degrading nuclease 1. Gene Ontology annotation, cellular component: nucleus. Gene Ontology annotation, molecular function: exonuclease activity; nucleic acid binding. Bases 191 to 1630 code for a protein of 479 amino acids. Lineage: Eukaryota; Viridiplantae; Streptophyta; Magnoliopsida; Rosales; Cannabaceae. The transcript is spliced from 12 exons. The record is from RefSeq and is a predicted model, not a curated record.
CUCUGAAAAACAGAUUAUUUGGUUUGUUAAUUAAAACCCUAAAAAACACAAAACCUAAAACCCUUUCUCUGCGACUGGGCCGUUCUUUCAGCAGCCUCCUCUCUCUCUCUCUCUCUCUCUCUCUCUCUCUCUCUCUCUCUCUCUCUCUCUCUCUCUCUCUCUCUCUCUUAGCUUCACCCAAAUUAUAGCAAUGGAGGACCUGCUCGCUACUGCUGAGAAAAAGGCCCUUGUUGAGAUUGUGAAAAUGGUUCAGAAAAGAGGAUUCAAGGGGAGUAAAGGAGAGUGGAAAGAGUUUUUGAGUGGUUAUGAUAAAAAGUUUGGGGCUAGAUUGAGUGACCCUGCAAAAAGGUCUAAUGAAGUUUUGGUUUCUUUUUUGAAGACAUUUGAUGAAGAAGAGCAUUUGAAGUACGUGACUCAACUAAUUCAAUCUUAUUCAAAGCGAAACUUAGUUCAGAAGCUUACAAGAGCUCCAGAAAAUGAGUCACCUGAGCAGAUGCUGGUUCGCUUAACUCUUGAACACCCGCAAUACCCGUUAGAGUAUUCGUUCCCUUCAAAGGAACAAGGUUGGAUUGUCACCAAGCUUGGGAAAAUGUCCAACGUGAUGAGUACAGAUAACAUUCUUGCUGUUGACUGUGAGAUGGUUCUGUGUGUAGAUGGAACUGAAGCAGCAGUGAGGGUGUGUGUAGUGGAUCGUAAUUUGGAGGUCAAAUUGAAUGUACUUGUGAAUCCCAAAAAAGAAGUUGCAGAUUAUAGAACUGAAAUUACAGGAAUUACUGCAGCAGAUCUAGAGGGAGUUACAUGCACAUUGGCGAAUGUACAGAAAUCGUUGAUGAAGAUAUUAUACAGUGGAAAUAUUUUAGCUGGCCACAGCUUAAGUAAUGAUCUCAAUGUAUUGAAGAUAGAUCAUGCAUGGGUCAUUGAUACCUCUUAUAUAUUCAGAUAUUCAGAGGGACCCAUCAGUAGAAGACCUUCUUUGAAUAAUUUAUGCAAGUCUUUGUUGGGCUACGAAGUGAGGAAGGCGGGUUCUCCUCAUAAUUGUUUGGAUGAUGCUUGUGCUGCCAUGAAGCUUGUUCUUGCUAGGUUAGAGCAAAAAGCAGGAGAUACUAUUCCCUAUAAAGAAAUGAAUGUUGUACCCGAAAUUGAAACUCCGAAACUACUUCUUCACAGGAUACCAUCACAUGUACCUACUGAAGAAUUACUUACGGCUAUUCCUGGGGACUUCACAAUCGAAACCAAGUCAAAUAGGAGAAUUAAAGGAGAUAAGUACACUACCUAUGCUAUCUUUAAAAGUUUACAAGAAGCAGAGGAAGCAUAUGAAAAAGUCGAAGGCAGCAUCUUGAAGGAUACGUUGGGUCGGCCACAGAAACUCGUCACAUGCAAACUCAGCACAGGUGAAACUUACAGUCUGUGUGUUCGUAGUACAGGCCGCGGUGAUUGCUUAGAUGAGAAUCUAUCUAAGAAGAGAGCUAUUGAAGUCCAGGAAACAUCUGAAGUAACGAAAAAACUGAAAACAGAUGAGAAGAUUGAAGAAGAGACACCGACAGAGAAUAAGAAAACAAAGAAAGAGCGGAAAAGUAAAAAGGCAUCCAAGCACAAAAAGAACAAGAAAGGAAAAAAGAAACGAGCUUAGACGUUGCCCCGAACUACUUCCAAAUUCAUCCGAAGAAAAGGAGGCAAAAUGGCCAUUUUUUAACCUUUUCGGGGAGAGGCAGAGGUUUGCCAUUCUGUCUAAAAUCCAGAAAAAGGGCAGAGGCAGCGUUGGAUUUUUGCUCAAAGAUUCCAAUGUUCAACUGGCUUGCUUACAAAUUUUGUUUUGUUUUCCAAAAUUAUAUUAAAGGUUGUAUGAGUUUGGCUUAUUCUUUUGCCAUUUUUGUAUUUGUCUUUUUGUUUUUUGUUUUCCAUUGGAGAUAGAUAGAUACAAGCUCAAUUUAUUUUGACAUCAAAAUCUGUAAUAUUAUUAUAAACAUAUAAUUAACUCAUUCUUUUGUGCACUAUUAUUCUAUAAUAAUGUCCAAAGUGAAUGAGAUGUUUUUUCCUUUAAAGAUUUGAUGUAGUUUGAAACAAAAA